AUCGGUGGUUUUACUUCUUCGAUUGAACCCUGCUUCCUCGACCCCCUUGGGAGGCCGCCUUCUUCAGGCGCCUCCCUUCUCUCCACGAACUCGCUCUGACAGCUGAGGAACUGGCAAGAUCCUGCUACCCAGAGGGUGAAUGGGUAUCUUUCCUGGAAUAAUCCUAAUUUUUCUAAGGGUGAAGUUUGCAACGGCGGCCGUGAUUGUAAGCGGACCCCAGAAAAGUGCCACUGUAAGCCAUGAGAUGUCUGGUCUGAAUUGGAAGCCCUUUGUAUAUGGCGGCCUUGCCUCUAUUGUUGCUGAAUUUGGAACGUUCCCUGUGGACUUGACCAAAACACGACUUCAAGUUCAAGGCCAAAGCAUUGAUGUUCGCUUUAAAGAGAUAAAAUACCGAGGAAUGUUUCAUGCCUUGUUCCGCAUCUAUAAAGAAGAAGGUGUAUUGGCUCUGUAUUCUGGAAUUGCCCCUGCCUUACUAAGACAGGCAUCAUAUGGCACCAUUAAAAUUGGCAUUUACCAAAGCUUGAAGAGAUUAUUUGUGGAACGUUUAGAAGGAAAAAAAAGGUUUCUGCUCAUCACAGAGGGAAUAUGGAUUCGAAUGCAGGCCCAGGGGAGUUUGUUCCAGGGCAGCAUGAUCGGCAGCUUCAUCGAUAUAUACCAACAGGAAGGUACCAGGGGUCUGUGGAGGGGUGUCGUCCCAACUGCUCAGCGGGCUGCCAUCGUUGUGGGUGUAGAGCUACCGGUCUAUGAUAUUACAAAGAAGCACUUGAUAUUGUCAGGGGUGAUGGGAGACACAAUUUUAACUCACUUUGUUUCCAGCUUUACAUGUGGCUUGGCUGGGGCUCUGGCUUCCAAUCCAGUUGAUGUGGUUCGAACUCGCAUGAUGAACCAGAGGGCAAUCGUGGGACAUGUGGACCUCUACAAGGGUACUUUGGAUGGUAUUUUAAAGAUGUGGAAACAUGAGGGAUUUUUUGCACUCUAUAAAGGAUUUUGGCCAAACUGGCUUCGACUUGGACCCUGGAACAUCAUUUUUUUUAUUACAUACGAGCAGCUCAAGAGGCUUCAGAUCUAAGGACUGAAUUAUAUGUGAGGCAAGCCCUGCCAACCUUUCUACUCUUUUCCCUUUUUCUGUGUUCUAAUGUAUUUUGACAAAGUUGUGUUUACUGAACCACUGGUCUCCCAGGAGCCUCCUGAUGGAAGAACUAUAGGAUGGUUCAAAAUUGUUCAUGUGUUUGUGUUACCAUGUUAACUUUUUCCCUGAGAGGAAGUGUUAACAUUGAGACUCUGGCCCCAGAUUGGUAUCUUCUAUGAAGAUGGAUACUGAUGGAUGACAUUCAACAUGGCCUUCUUUUCAAAUGUUGGUUAAAUGUAGUUGGUUAGCCCCAGACUUGGGCUAGAGCAGAAGGCAUAGGCCAGGGCAGUUACUGCUAUGUAUGUUUCAGACCUCGGUUCUCAUUAAAGUAUUUAUUGGCA
Molecule: messenger RNA, 1470 nt
Organism: Odobenus rosmarus divergens (Pacific walrus)
Lineage: Eukaryota; Metazoa; Chordata; Mammalia; Carnivora; Odobenidae
Gene: SLC25A14
Product: solute carrier family 25 (mitochondrial carrier, brain), member 14
Exons: 10
Coding region: 140-1069 (309 amino acids)
Biological process (GO): transmembrane transport
Source: RefSeq, a predicted model, not a curated record